CAGACCUACAGGAAGGCUCCUAUGGUUUUCUGCAUGUGUUCAACCUCUUCUACUCAGCAUCUGUCAACCUAUACACAUAAUUAUUUGUCCAAAUACCAACAAUCCUUCUUCCAUUUCAGCACCUAGGCCAGAAAUCUGCAUCUAGAGCUGCCCGCCUGCUGCCCUCCCCCCAUCCCGAUGCACUCCCUCCGGACUAGGUGGAGCAGAGAACAGCCCCUUUACUGGUCAUGCUGAGCUCAUACUCUGAUGGCUGUUCCAUGACUUCAAGAUUGUGUCCCCACCCUUCUCCCUCUUUACCAAUGCCUGAUCUCAUGGGGUUAGUUUUGAGCCCAACACGAUGGCCUCAUCCUCCCCAGCUCCUCCCUCUGAGUCCAAGAAGCCCCGGGGCAAGAUGGCUGACUGGUUCAGGAAGGUCCUAUCAAAGAAGUCCAAGAAAAUGCCUACCUCAGCAGAAAGCACCCCCAGUGACGUGUCACAGCCAAGCUCACAGGAUGACCCCCCACGCAUGGGUCUCAGCUCAGCCGUGUCUUCCACCCCACCACCACCACCGGAGGGUACCACCAGCAACGCUGGCAGCAGCAGCAGCAGCAGCAGUAGCAGACGCUGGAGCAAGGACUAUGACGUCUGCGUGUGCCACAGUGAGGAGGACCUGGUGGCCGCCCAGGAGCUGGUCUCCUACCUGGAGGGCAGCAGUGCCAGCCUGCGCUGCUUCCUACAGCUUCGGGAUGCAACCCCAGGCGGCGCCAUUGUGUCCGAGCUGUGCCAGGCCCUGAGCAACAGUCACUGUCGGGUGCUGCUCAUCACCCCAGGCUUCCUCCGGGACCAGUGGUGCAAGUACCAGAUGCUGCAGGCCCUGACCGAGGCCCCCGGGGCAGAAGGCCGCACCAUCCCCCUGCUGGCCGGCCUUGCCAGAACCGCCUACCCUGCUGAGCUGCGGUACAUGUACUUUGUGGAUGGCCGGGGCCCUGACGGUGGUUUCUGCCAAGUCAAGGACGCCGUCAUGCGUUAUCUACAGACACUCAGCUGAGGAGUCUACCACGAUGGGGCUCAUAAAGUUGAAGCCAAGUUGGAGACUGAGUUAGAAUCCUUGCAGCAAGGCCCUGGAUUCCAGCAAGGGGUGUAAACAAAUGUGACAGAGCUGGCGGCACUUUGUAUGGGACCCUGGAUCAGACCACCCACCAGGUUUCCAUCCCUGUGGGCCCUCGGGAAGUGCAUGGGGAAGCUAGGGACUCCCCCAGGAAGGUUAUGGGGAAGCUGAGGACUCCUCUAGGAAGGUCAUGAGGAAGUUGGGGACUCCCCAGGAAAGCCAGGGGGAAGCUGGAAAUUGAAGGUGGUAGGAGGUACAGACAUCAAGAGAUCACUAAUGUUUGACCUCCUACAUCAGUGGACAAGAAGUCUGCUGUGCACCUCCGUUCCUGCCCUUGAGCAGGGCCCUAGUGGAGAGAUGCACUCUUCCUACAGUGGGGUAUCCAGACUGCUGGGGAGGCCCCGGAAUGUGUACCCGCGGAAAGCAACAGCUUCCUUCCACACUCAUACUACUGCCUUCGCAGUGACAUCCAUUCCCUUCAGACAGCCACGUGACAGGCAUAAAGCAUGGCACUGCAGUUUAUUUUUGCUGUUAGCGUGUGCAUGUCAUUACAGACUCAAACCUAGAAACCCUCCUUUGUAGACACAGGAGGGGGCAGCAGGAUGAAGAGUAGGAAAGCUCAGUCCCUUCAACUGGAAUUGAAAGUCCAUUCAGGGAUGCUUUGACAACUGGGGGCCUUGUAAGCAGUCUGGCCAGAGGGCAUGCUUUUACACCUCUGGACUGAGAUGAUGCCAGUUUUCUUCUGGCAGAUGCACGUAUACCUGUAUAUACUGUUCUUCUCAAGUUUGUCCUUGGAAGUGAGUUUCUUACUCCUCCAAGGUAUACUUUUGCACCUCCUCUCAUUUUCUCUACCACGAUAUGACAUAUGACAUUGUUUUAUAAUGUUUUAGUAUUUGUAUAUAUUGUAAAAAAGCACUGUAGAUUAUGAUUUAUUUGAUUACAUACAAAGAGAAUAAAAAAUAAUAUAAUGUACACUCAUGUAUCUUCCACCCACCUAAGAUCCCCAUGGUGCUUUUUGCCUUUGGUUAUAUCACCUCCUUUCUUCCACCAGAAGCAAGCACUAUUUUGAAUUUGGAAUUGGCCACUGUUAGUUUUUUUUGAUUUAAUGUAUUACACAUGUGCAUUCCUGACAACAUAUUUACUUUCUCGUGGUUUAAUACUUUAUAUAAUCAGCACUAUGUUUGCAUUCUGCAAAUUCCUUUUAUUUUUUGGUUUACCAUGUUUGUAAGAUUUCACCAUGCUGAUUCAUGUAACCCCAGUUAAUUCCCUUUUGUUCCAUUAUGUAAAUAUACUACUAUUUAGUCACAAAUUCUCCUACAAAUGGCCAUUUGGUUGUUCCCAAUUUUUCGGCUAUUAAAAACAAGGAACCUAUGAACAUCUCUGGGCAAUUCUACAAGUAAGUUUCUAAGAUAUAGCCUAGAUGGGGAACAGCUGGGGAGUAAAAAAUACAUACCAUUACUUUAGUAGAUUAGACCAAAUUUUCUUCCAAAUUAUUCGUGCCGAUUUAUUUUCCUAUCACAUGUGUGUAAGAGUUCUCAUUUUUUCAUGUUCUCGCUAACUCAAAAUUACCAGAUUUUUAAAUGCUUGCUAAAAUGGUGGAUGAAAAGUGGUACCUUUGUGUCAUAUUCUUUUUUUCCCCUACUUGCAAUUUUUUUUUUUCCUGAAAAACUGUAUCAUAUACUAGAAGGGAAAAGUUUAAUGAAAUCCCAUCUAUCCAUCACCCAGCUUCAAGAAUUUAAUUACCAACUCAGAACUAAGCUGCUAUAAACAAUAACCCUAAACAUUUCCUCACUUCCAGAUGGUUUUGAAGCAAAUGCCUGACAUUACUUUAUUCCUCCACAUUUAAGUAUGUAUCUCCAAAUUGUUACAUAAUAAGGAUCAGCAACCUAAACUGGGGGUCAGCAACCUGAACUUGAGCCUCAGUUCUUAAAAGACCAAUAAUUUUCAGCUUCAUGUUAUGUCCAUCAUUCUGCUGCAUCAAAUACCAGUUGGUGGUUUCAAGCCACUCGUAUCUAACAAUAAAGAGGAACAUUUCAAGCAUGUCCAGAAGUUUCAUUUUUAAUAUGACAAUAUAACAUCACCCUUUAAAGAAGUUUUUUUUAAUAUAAAAAACUUUUACCUAUUUGUAGUCAGUGCUUUUUGUGUCUCACUUAGGAAGUCCUUCCCUACUCUGGUAUUUUCUUCUGAAAGUUUUUCACAUUUACGUCUUUAAUCCACCCAGAUGUUUUGUUUGGGUUUGUUUUGUUGGGUUUAUAAGUCAGAGAUCCAAUUUUUUCCCCAUUUGUAAAUAAUGACUUACUGACUAGUCCAUCCUUUACUAAUUAUGAUGUCGUGGCUGUCAUAUAUUGUCACAUGCGGGGCUACUUCUGAGUUCUUUUGUGUGUUUGUGGAUCCUGAACUUGAGCCUCAGUUCUCAAAAGACCAAUGAUUUCCUGGGUUCUCAUUUGUGUGUUUGUGGAUCUGUGCCAGUGGCACACUGGUUUAGUUACUAUGGCUUAUAAUAAGCCUUGAUAAUUCGUAGGUCAAUUCUUUCCACUCUUCUUACUCAUCAAAAUCACUUUGACUUGUCUUACAUCUUUACUCUUUCAUAUAAAUUCUUUAUUCAGUCUGUCAACUUCCAGGAAAAUGCCUGUUAGUGUUUUUAUGGGACUUAUAUUGAGAGAUUAAUUUGGGAAUAGAUGGUUUUUUAUGAUGUUGAAUUUUUCUCUCCCUAAAAAUAGCAUAUCUCCAUUUAUUUAUGUCUUCAAUCCUGUUUCAAUAAAACUUUAUAAAC
Messenger RNA from Talpa occidentalis (Iberian mole), 3860 nucleotides. It is a transcript of the gene TIRAP, whose product is annotated as TIR domain containing adaptor protein. Gene Ontology annotation, biological process: signal transduction. Lineage: Eukaryota; Metazoa; Chordata; Mammalia; Eulipotyphla; Talpidae. The record is from RefSeq and is a predicted model, not a curated record. The coding region runs from base 338 to 1027 and encodes 229 amino acids. The transcript has 4 exons.